Molecule: messenger RNA, 894 nt
Organism: Colletotrichum truncatum
Lineage: Eukaryota; Fungi; Ascomycota; Sordariomycetes; Glomerellales; Glomerellaceae
Source: RefSeq, a predicted model, not a curated record
AUGGAGCAUCCAAACCAAUACUCUUUAGACCCAUUAAUCGGUUCUAAUCCGUAUUCCUUGGAAGUCGAAGAGGAUGCUGUCUCUUAUGAUUCAUGGUCGUCUGGUGUAGACACGCCAUCUUCCAGUGAUAACAGUGACGCCGACCGGGUUGUUACACUAAUACAGGACGCGCCAACUGACGAGUUGUCUUACCCGGGAUAUGAAUAUCCAGAGCCACCCGGAACGUUGUUUUCGGCUUGGAGAGCCUCUGACAGGAGCAGUGACGCUACUAGCUUGACACUUGCCUCAACGGGUGAUUGGCAUGGGGAUCGGGAAGAACAAGAAGGCGACAGAGCAGAUUUGAACAACUUCAUUUUCCAUGUUUUAAUUCGUACGCCAGAGCGCCUAUUCAGACGCGAGGUAUCAACGAAUGCUUCGCAUCAGCAUCAACUCGACUGUGGGCUGAAAACUCAAGUCUUACACAAUAUCCUCCGAAGUUUUACGGAUCUGUCCCUACGAGACUCGAUUGGAGACACAAUUCUGCAUACCCUGGCAGGUGAUUUUGGGUUGCCUAACUUGUCAGCGGAAACCGAGGGUUAUGACAUCCUUCAGCGGCUCUUCGACAUUGGGCCGGGCGGUUUCGGGCCAUCGGUAAAGUCCCACUGUCUGUCUAUGAUCGAUUCAAGAAAUGAAGGGUAUUGCAUGAUGGACGAAGACCCUGCGGAACCUUUCAUGCAUACGCCACUCGGGGUCGCCAUCUUAUACAACAACCUUGCCUGCGCUGAGCUUUUGCUCCAACACGGAGCCGAUCCAAACAUCCCAGGAGAGUGGGGACAGCGUCCGCUGUUCUUUGCCCAGCGGAACAACAGCGAAGAAGCAAUCGAACUGCUGACCGCCUACGGAGCUUACCUUUGA